Messenger RNA from Carassius carassius (crucian carp), 2000 nucleotides. RefSeq names its product Rho family GTPase 3a (gene rnd3a). Gene Ontology annotation, molecular function: GTPase activity; GTP binding. The coding region runs from base 182 to 913 and encodes 243 amino acids. The record is from RefSeq and is a predicted model, not a curated record. The transcript is spliced from 5 exons. NCBI's taxonomy places the organism in Eukaryota, Metazoa, Chordata, Actinopteri, Cypriniformes, Cyprinidae. Gene Ontology annotation, biological process: small GTPase-mediated signal transduction.
CUAAAAGUGAGAGGGCUGGAUUUCAAGCAGUUGAUGUAUAUUCCUGCAGGAGAGGGAGAGACAGAGAGACCAGGACACGGGCAUAGGGAAUCCGCACCAUUUCCAGAGUGAUUAUAGAAAGUGCGUUUGUGCCCGUCUUCUCCGUUGUGCGCCUCCGCGGACUUGCGCGUAAAGACAAUCAAUGAAGGAGAGAAGAUCUAUACAGAAACUGUCCCUUCAGCCCGGUAUGGAUCCGAGUCAGAGCCUCAAAUGUAAGAUCGUGGUCGUGGGGGACAGUCAGUGUGGGAAAACCGCUCUGCUCCACGUUUUUGCCAAGGACUGUUUCCCAGAGAAUUAUGUACCCACUGUGUUUGAGAAUUACACAGCAAGUUUUGAGAUUGACAAGCAAAGAAUAGAGCUCAGCCUGUGGGACACCUCAGGCUCCCCGUAUUAUGACAAUGUCAGGCCGCUUUCAUAUCCAGACUCCGAUGCCGUCAUCAUAUGCUUUGACAUCAGCCGACCAGAGACCCUGGACAGCGUCCUAAAGAAGUGGAAAGGGGAGAUCCAGGAAUUCUGUCCCAACACAAAGAUGCUGCUCGUCGGAUGCAAGUCAGACCUUAGAACGGACCUAACGACUUUAGUGGAGCUGUCCAAUCACAGACAGACACCGGUGUCGUAUGAUCAGGGUUCAGCUAUGGCUAAGCAGAUAUCUGCACCUUACAUCGAAUGCUCUGCAGUGCAGUCAGAAAACAGCGUGCGGGACAUUUUCCAUGUGGCAACAUUGGCUUGCGUAAAUAAGAACAACAAAAACAUCAAGCGCAACAAAUCGUCACGCUCCACCAAACGCAUCUCGCAUAUGCCCAGUCGACCAGACCUAGCUGCCGUCGCAACAGACCUACGCAAAGACAAAGCAAAGAGUUGCACAGUAAUGUAAUGAAAGGCGUUCUGGGGGAAAGAUUCAUUCUGGGAAACGGUGAGGGUGGACUGUGGAAGCAAGAAAGCAAAAGUGGAGAGCGGGAGUGUUUGCACGAUGUCCCUAAAGGUCUCUCCAGUUUGAGGGUUCCAAUUCUUGUUGCCAGAACUUGGCUAGCUUGCGGACGUAAACCCAUAUAACGUCCCCAACCACCUCUCCUAAACUUAGCCACUCAGCAGGAGGAUGUCACCACCCUCUCAGCCAAUAAGAGGCCUUCCUUCCUGCUCCUGGACGUGAAGCUGCUUCCUCUCUAGAGGAUUCCUUCUGAAAGCUUCUCCUGCAGGAAAGGAAGGAGGAAGUAGAAUCACAUAACCAUUGAGUCCAGAGUUCCGCUGAGCUUUGGCUUGAUGUUAUUUUUAAAAGAUGCACGUUUCGGUUGGUAUUAACAGCAACACGGCGGAACAGCGAAGGGGAAGAUGACUUCCAAAAUGGCGAAAUUUCGAAUAAAGACAACUCUCGCUUCUUUCUUUUUGAGUCCGUACAGCUAAACGAGGAUAUGAAACGAGAGCGUAUCACUGUGGCUACGGAUCACUUCCUCCUUCAAUCCUCCUCUUGUCUGUUCUGUUCUUUCUGUAGACCAAGAGCACGAGUUUGUGUGUGUGCGUGGUUUUCGUCGUCUUAUGCUAAGCUCAGCUAAAACUGUCACCAUGGAUACGCCGCUGGUAUAUUUGAACUUGCACCGUUUUCUGUAGAACUCCUCAUAAUCACAUUACGGCUCAUUAGGAUUCAGAAAAAGAAAAACCAAAGAACUGGAAGGUUUUCAAGUCGGAUGACUCAAUGUUUGAAUUUCUGAAGUGCAUGAUGGAUGUGUAUUUGAGUGCUUUUGGUGGAUCAAUGACAAUUUCUUUCACGGUUCUGUAAGAACAUGGUUCCGCUUGUUUUUAUAGGCCAGGUAUAUGGAAGUGCAAAUACGACCUUUGAGAAGUGACCUAACCAUUUAGUAUUCAUCUGCAUUCGGUUUGUCCCUGAAGGGGCAUUCACACUGACAGCCAUUUGCAGUGACAAAGCAUCUGGAAGCCAAUAAUUUGCAAUGAGGGUGGGUAAUUUG